AUGAUGGAAGUGGAAAAAACUCAUUUAAUAAAUUAUUUUUUGGAAAUAUGCCCAACUGUUUUAGAUUGUUCUAGAAAAGAGUUACAAACUGUAUUAGCAAAAAGAGAAGAAGAAAAGAUACGAAAAUUUGUUGUGGAUAAAAAUGUAAAUAUAAUUGUUAUUGGAAAAGGGAAGCAAGAAAAAAUAGACGAAGGGCACGAUAAUAUAAAAAAAUUAGAAAAUGAAAGAGAUGAAGAAAGAAAUAUAAACUUUGAUAAAGAAUCAAGUUAUUCAUUAUUUGUAGAAUUAAAUAUAAAUUAUAAAUGUGUAACAAAAAGUAUUGCAAUUGCUUUUAUGAAAAGAAAUAAAGACACAUUUUUGUCAUUAAAUGAAAAAUUAAAUAAUGGAAAUAAAAUAAAUUUGUCGAAUGAAUUACUGAUGUUUGUAUGCGGACUAAAUGAUUGUAACACUCCAUUAGAUUUGGUUUAUUUAUAUUUGUCCCAGGGUUUUAAUACAAUAUUUGAUGCCGCUUCUUAUGUAACUCAUGGGACUGAACAUGAUGAAAUUUCGCAAAAAAAAAAGAAAUAUUCUAAAAAAAGAGAUGCGGAAAAUGAUAAUGUAUAUGAUAGUAUAAGUGAUAGUAGCAUUAAUGAAAAUGGUGGAGCAAAAUUGUCUUCGUCCUAUGCAGGUUAUGGGAAUACAACAUGUGGAACCUACGAUGGAGAGAAUAAUAAAAUAUCAAAUUUACUUAUGACUAAUGUAAGUAAAAAGUUAAAUGAGCUAUUAAUUUCGAUGAAGAAUGCACAAAUCGAUUUAAACAUUCCAAUAAUAAAUUUAAAUGUUGAUAAACGAAUAAAAAAAUUAGUAGAAGAAAAUCCUAAUAUUGACGAUAUUAAACAAGAAACAAUAAAAAAUUUAUGUGAAUCUCAAGGUUUUUUAAAUCAACUACAAAAAGAUGUAACAAAAUGGGUAGAAGAAAUUCAAAAAAUAACUAGACUUAACGGUGAUUUUAAAAGCGGUAGCGCUUUAGCAGAAAUAAAUUUUUGGAUAGGCUAUGAAAAUGCAUUACUGGAACUUGAAAAUAGAUUAAAAAGUCCUGAAGUAAUAUUAACACUACAAAUACUAAAAAAUGCUAAAAGAUAUUUUGCAACUAUAUCUUUUGAUAGUGAUAUUCAAUUAAAGCAAUCUAAAGAAUAUGUAUUAAAUGUUAAUAUAUUAAUGAAAGACUUCCCAAUAGAUGAUUUAUUAGGAGCUCAAACUGUUCAACAAACUAUGCAAGCAAUACGAAAUAUAUUUAAUCAUUUAAAAAAAUUAAAAAAUACAACAAAAUAUCCAUUAUCGAAAUCAUACAAUUUUGUUGAAGCAUUGUCUAGAGAUUUAGGAAAUACUAUGAAGAAAAUACUUUCUAAUCAAUCAUUGCUUAGCAUGGAUUAUCAAAUAUUCGAUGUUCUUAUAUCUGGGUGUAUGGAGGUUUUCCAGUUAUGGAAUGAAGAGAUACGAGUCUUUAAAGACAUGGUUCGAGAAUUAAUUAAAAAAAGAAGUUUUAAUGAGAGAGCUCCAGCUAAAAUGAUAUUUGAGCAUGUGAUAUUACAAGAACGCUUAGAUGAUAUACGAAAUUUUCGAAAACAACAUCAAAAAUUUAAAACAGUAAUUACAAAAGUUUUUGGUAAUGAUAAAAAUGUAGGCAUAAAUUUACAAAAAGAUAUAAAUGCAGCAUAUAAUAUAUUACUUUCUCUUGAUGCAUUGGAUUUAUCUAAAAGUGGGAAUGAUUUAUGGGAAAAAACAAAGUUAAGCUAUGAAUCAAAAAUGAAUAAAGUUGAAUCACAAAUAACCUUUAAAUUAAGGGAUAAAUUAGGAGGUGCUAAAACAUCUAAUGAAAUGUUUAACGUUUUUUCUAAAUUUAAUCCUUUAUUUUUUCGACCUAAAAUUAAAGGUGCUAUCCAAGAAUAUCAAAAUAGUUUAAUACAGAUAGUAGUAGAAGACAUAAAAAAAUUACAAAUGAUUUAUAUUAAUGGUUAUGUUAAAAGUUCUUCUGAAAAAGUAUCAACUAUACGUGAUAUUCCAUUAGUAUCUGGGUCUAUAAUAUGGUGUAAGCAAAUUGAAAAGAAAUUAGAAGAUUCAUUUAAAAAAAUCGAAAAUGUUUUAGGUAGGGGAUGGGAACAACAUGCAGAAGGAAAAAAUUUAAAGCAAAAUAUAGACAAUUUUAAAAAUUUAUUAAAUCAAAAUAAAACAUUUGAAAAGUGGCUUAAAAGUAUUAAAAAUGGAGAUAAAUUUGAUAUAUACGAAAAAAUAAUAAAAGUAAAAAAAUUAGGAAUAAAUAACUAUGAAAUAUUAGCAAAUUAUGAUCAACAACUUUUUAAUCUAUUUAAAGAAGUACGUUAUUUACAAUCUAUAAAUUUAAGAGUACCAUAUUCUAUUAAAGUAAAAGCAGACGAAACAAAGUUGAUAUAUCCAUAUGCGCUAGGCUUAGAAAAAACACUAAGAAUAUAUAUGAAGAUUUGUCUAUAUCUUGAAAAUGAAGGAAAGGAGAUACCGUUUAAUGGCACUAUUAGCAUGUUAGUUGCUUCAGCGCAUAAUAGUGUACAGGAAAAAAUAAAAGAAGGAAUAAAUUUGCACUGGGAUUCAGAUAUAUUAGAAACGUAUGUUAGAAAGUUGACAGAACAUGUUAAUAUGCUUGAAUCGAUGGUGGAUGAGGCAGUAAAUAAAAAUUCCUUUGUUCUAGAUAUUUUGGAAAAGAUAAAAACGUGUCAAAUAAGUAUUGAUGGGGAUAACGAGAUUAAAAAAUAUGUGGAAUUAAUACAGGAAAAGGCUGACGAACUUUAUCUUCAGCAUUAUAAAAAUGUGCAUAUGUGGAUCAACGAGAUGAACAAAAUCUUAGAUGCCAUUUUGGCGAAACGGUUGGAAGAAAUCAUAAAGAAAUGGACUGAAGAGUUUUUGGGAUGGACAGAAGAAUAUAUUAGUCAUGACGACGCUGGAAAUUUUAGUGGAGAUGAAUUUGGAAAGGAUAGAAGUCGAGAUCAGAAUCAAGAAGGAAAAAAACGCAUUGUGGAAUGGAAUACAAGGCGUCGAAAUCCCGCAAAAAACCAAUUCAUUCUUCGAUCAAGUGUUCACGAAUUCAAAAUAAGUAAACAUAAGAUAUUUUUACACCCACCUACGGAUUCCAUGAGACAAAUUUGGUUUUCUAAACUUUCAGAGGCUAUAAAUUUGAUUUGUGGAAUCACAAGAAUUAAAAAUAUAUACCAAAAAAAAGAUAAAUCCAGAGAAGUUAUCGAGAUAAAGAAUAAAGAUGGUGAGAUAAUAAAUAAUGUUAUGCUAGAUAAUACAUAUAAAUAUAUAAUAUAUUAUGUAGACAAAAAAGUAUAUGAUAACGCAAUCAAAUGUAUUAAUGAUAGUGUUGAGAAGGCAAGAGAAUAUGAAUCGAUGUGGUUUCAAUAUAAAACUUUAUUAAAAGUUGAAAUAGGAGAUAUAAUAACUAAUUUUGGAGACGAUAUCGAAAUAUGGAAAACUUUUAUGAACGAAAUUAAAGAAAGAGAAGAUAAAUUUGAUAUUUUAGAUACAGAAAAAAAACAUUUUGGUCCAAUAGUAAUAGAUUAUAGAAUACUUCAAUCUAAGGUUAGUUCGAAAUUUGAGAUUUGGCAAAAGGAAAUUGUUUCAGAAUUUUCGAAAAAAUUGUUAGAAAAAAUAUUAAUAUUUAAAGAAGAUGUCGAAAAGUGCUUACAUGAUUUACGCGAGCAAUCCGAAUUAAAAUCUGAAUCUGAAAUAACGGCAAUGCAUAUAUUGUCUAUGCGCCCCAAAGAUAUAAUUACAAUAAUGAACGACUAUGAUAUGGAUGUACUAUCUAGAAUAUGCAGCAGCAUCCAUGAUUUUGUAGAAAAAAUUAAUGAAAUUAAUAAAAAGGAACAAGAAUGGGAUAGUAAAUGUGAUAUAUUAAAAAAGAGUGAAUUAAUGUUAGAAAAACAGAAAUAUUUUUUCCCUAAAAAUUGGCUAUUUAUAGAUAGUGUUAUAGGUACGGUAGAAACAGUUAAGCAAAUAUUGACAUAUCAAAUAAAUUUAGUAAAAGAAUAUUUUCCAUAUAUACAAAGUCUAGUGAUAGAGUUUGAUUCUAAAGUCCAAAAUAAUAUAAAGGAACUAUAUGAGGAAUGGAAUAGCAGCAAGCUAGCUGAUGGAAAUACAAAUAGUGUAAAAGUGCUACAAAUAAUUAAAACAUUUGAAAGUAAAAUUAAUAUUAUCAGUCAAGAUUACCAAGUGUCGGAAAGACUAAGAAAACUGAUGAAAAUAUCGAUAGAUGAAGAAUCAGAGAACAAUUUUCAUAUUUCUCCGAAAAUGCUAAAAGACGAAAUAACUUGCAUAAAAACAAUAUGGGAUGAACUAAAAAUAAUUUAUUCUAGUAUAUCUGAUUUAAAAAAGAUAUUAUGGAUAAAUGCGGAUUUAAGAAAUGUGAAAAAUUUGUUAAACAAUUUGUUAGGAAGUAUAAAAAAAAUACCAGCAAAAUAUAGACAAUAUGAAAUAUUUGAUAAGGUAAAAGAUGAAAUUCAAGAAUAUUUAAAAACUUAUAUAAUAUUGUCUGAUUUAAAAUCCGAAUCAUUGAAAGAAAGACAUUGGAAAUUAAUUCUUCAAAAAUUGGAACUAAAGAUUCAUUACAAUAAACUGAGUCUCGGAAGUUUAUGGUCUAGUAAUCUAUGCUACCACGAAAAUGCAAUCAGAGAAAUUUUAAACCAAUCACAAGGAGAAAUGGUUUUAGAUGAGUUUUUAAGAGGAUUAAAGGAUACUUGGACAGAAUAUGAAUUAGAAUUAGUACAAUAUCAAAAUAGGUGCAAAUUAAUAAAAGGAUGGAAUGAUAUAUUAUCUAACAUUGAUGAUCAUUUAAAUGCUAUACAAUCUAUGAAAAUAUCUUCUUAUGUUAAAAUAUUUGAAGAAGAAACAUUAAAUUGGGAUGAUAAAUUAAAUAGAUUGCGUAAUUUGUUAGAAGUUUGGAUGAAUGUUCAAAGAAAGUGGGUUUAUUUAGAAGGGGUAUUAAAAAGUUCAACUGAUAUUAAACUUUUAUUACCACAAGAAUAUAACAGAUUUAAAAUCAUAGACGCUGAUUUUAUAAAUAUUAUGAAAAAAACUUCAGAAAAUCCAAAACUUUUAGAGUUAUUUCAAAUAAAUGGAUUUCAAAAACAGUUGGAUCGCUUAUCUGAUUCGUUGUCAAAAAUUCAAAAAGCUUUAGGUGAGUAUUUAGAAAAGCAAAGAAGCCAAUUCCCGAGAUUCUAUUUUGUUGGAGAUGAAGAUUUACUAGAAAUGAUUGGAAAUUCGAAAGAUGCAAAAAUUAUACAAAGAAAUAUUAAUAAAAUGUUUGCUGGAAUUAGUUCAUUUAUUUUGAAAGAGAAUACUAGUGAUUCUAUAUUAGGAAUGUGUUCGCGAGAAGGGGAAGAAGUUUUUUUUAAAGAACCUAUACAUAUAAGUACUUAUAAAACGUUAAAGGAAUGGUUAAUGGUGUUAGAAACGCGUAUGAAAACAACUUUGGAGAACUAUUUAGAUUUAGCAGCUAUUGAGUUUAUGCAGAUGGAUAUAUUACAAUGCACAAAGGAUUCAUCGAAGAAACAGAUCAUAGAUUGGUGUUGUAAAUACCCUAACCAGAUAGUUCUUCUUUGUUUGCAAAUAAUGUGGACAUAUAAUAUUGAACAUGAUAUGGAAUUAUCCAUGGAAAAGUUAGAGAUGGAUUCCCAAACGAUAAAUGAAAAAAGUGUCACCUCUGAGAAAUGUUUAAACUCUCAAUGUAACAACUUUCUUACUAGCGAAGGUGUGUGUAGAAGCCUACUUAAAUAUCUCUCCGAAAUUGUAGUAAAACAAACGAACAAUACAACUAGACAAAAGAUUGUCCAAAUGAUAACAGAAUUAGUUCAUCAAAGAGAUGUUAUUCGAAUCCUUAUAGAGAAAAAUAUAAAAAAUGUGAACGAUUUUACUUGGCUACAAUAUAUGAGAUUUUAUUGGGAUAAAGAUAAAAGGAACAAAAAUGUGAAUUUGAUUAUAAAAAUGGCAGAUGCAUCAUUUGAAUAUGGGUAUGAAUAUUUAGGAAUGUGCGAAAAAUUAGUUCAGACAAAAUUAACAGAUGCAUGCUUUUUAACAUUAACCCAAGCAUUAAAAAUGAAAUUAGGAGGUAACCCAUUUGGACCUGCUGGUACUGGAAAAACGGAAAGCGUGAAAGCGUUAGGGGCACAAUUAGGACGAUAUGUAUUAGUGUUUAAUUGCGAUGAGUCAUUUGAUUUUACUGCAAUGGGAAGAAUAUUCGUUGGAUUAUGCCAAGUAGGAGCAUGGGGAUGUUUUGAUGAAUUUAAUAGGCUAGAAGAAAGAAUAUUAUCAGCUGUAUCAGAACAAAUAUUAACAAUACAAACAAGCUUAUCACAAAGAAAAAAAGAAGUUGAAAUUUUAAAUAAAAAAGUUGAAUUAAAUAAAAAUGUUGGUAUAUUUGUUACUAUGAAUCCUGGAUAUGCUGGUAGAUCAAAUUUACCUGAUAAUUUAAAGCAGUUAUUUAGAAGUUUUGCUAUGAUAGAACCUAACAAAGAAUUAAUAGUACAAGUUACAUUAUUUUCUCAAGGAUUUAUUAGCGCUGAAUAUUUGUCUAGUAAAAUUGUUUCUCUCUUUGAUCUAUGUUCAGAGCAGUUAUCGAAGCAACCACAUUAUGACUUUGGUUUGAGAUCUUUGAAGAAUGUACUUAAUUCUGCUGGUAAUUUGAAGCGACUUGCUUUGCAGGAAAAAUGGCAAGAAGAUAUUAUGAAGAAGGAAGAUAGCGAACUUAAUGGCGAUAAUGACAUUAGCAUGCCUGGUAAAAACUAUGAUGAAGUGGAAAAGGUAAAGAAAACAGCUGAGAUGGAGCAAACACUGCUACUCAAAUCGGUAUGUGAUACAGUAUACCCAAAACUCGUUUCAAGUGACAUAGUGUUAAUAAAAAGCUUGUUGAGUGGAAUAUUUCCAAACGCAAAUAUAUCAUUACUUGAGGAUAAAGAUUUAAUAAAUGAAAUAAAAAGAAUUUGUAAAUUAAAAUAUUAUAUACCUGAAGAAAAAUGGAUAACCAAAAUAUGCCAAAUAAAUCAAAUAAUGAAGCUGCAACACGGUAUUAUGCUAGUUGGUGGAGUAGGUACUGGUAAAAGUAGUGCCUGGAAAAUACUUUUAGAUGCAUUAGAAGCAAUAGAUAAUAUAAAAGGUAUGAGUUAUAUCAUAGAUGCGAAAUCAUUAGAUAAAGAAGAAAUAUAUGGAAAAUUAGACAAUAUUAAUUUAGAAUGGACUGAUGGUGUAUUUACAUGUAUAUUAAGAAAAAUAAUAUAUAAUUAUACACAAACAAAUAAUAAUAUAACAAAACGACAUUGGAUUAUAUUUGAUGGGGAUGUAGAUCCUGAAUGGGCUGAAAAUUUAAAUAGUGUUUUAGAUGAUAAUAAAUUAUUAACAUUACCUAAUGGGGAACGUUUGCCUAUACCUGAAAGCGUUAAGAUUCUGUUUGAAGUAGAUACAUUAAAGCAUGCUACUUUAGCUACUGUUAGUCGAUGCGGUAUGAUAUGGUUUUCCAGAGAUAUUUUACCACCUAUUGUUUUGUUUAAACAUAGGUUAAACAAACUAAAGUAUGGUAAUAGUGAUUAUCCUAGGAAAAUAGAUAUACUAAAAUCAUUAUUUGUAUCUAAUAGUAACAAUGAAGCAACAGAAGGGGCAAUAAUGAGUGGCGACGGAGGUAAGAAAGGGUUUAGCGAUUUUGUUACAGCAGUAACCAAUUCAAAUGAUUAUGAAAAUAGCGAAAUAAAUGAUUCUACCAAUGGAAAUAUUCCUUCUAAAAAUAAGAUGGUUCCAUAUAAUACAAUAGCUCUGAAUGAGAAUAUAAUGGGCAAUAUAAUGCGAAGAAACUCGCAAGUUUUUUACGAUAAAAGUGAUGAAAACAUAGAUGUAUGCAAAGUAAAAACAAUAGAAUAUAGAUCUAUAGAGCUCAUUAGCGAAUAUUUUGAAGAAAACGGAUUUGUGCAACAAUGCUUAGUUGGGGCUGCAAUUUUUGAGCACGUGAUGGAUUAUGAAUAUAUAAGAGUAAUUGAAAGUACAUGCUUAUUAAUACAAAAAGGUAUAGAUAAUUUAGUUACGAAAUAUGGUAAAUUUAAUGAUUCUGUAUCAGAUAGUGAUAUAGAAAAAUAUAUGUCAAAAUGGCUAGUAGUUAGUUUAAUAUGGGGUAUUGGGGGAUCAUUGAAUCUCGAAUCCAGAGAAAAAUUUUCUAAAUAUGUGGAAUCAAUUUGUUCGAGUUCAUUGUUACCCUCCGAUUUGUCGAAAAGAAGGGAAGAUCCAUAUAAUAUUGAUUAUGAUGGUGCUUCGGUAUCACCAUCUCAUUUGGUUAAUUCAUCAAAUUUGGCGAACACAAAUAGAACAAUAUUAGAUUAUGAACCUAGUGUCGAGGAUGGAGAAUGGCACAAUUGGAAAGAACGUGUCGAAAUAACAGAUGUAGAUAGAACUGAAAUAUCAGAUGCAACGCUUAUCAUUGAAACUAUGGACACAAUAAGGCAUGCAACAAUUUUAGAAGGGUGGCUAAAUUUAAAGAAGCCAUUUAUUUUAUGUGGACCACCAGGUUCUGGAAAAACAAUGACCUUAACAUCUGUUUUGAAAAAAUCACCAGAAUUUGAUAUUGCUGCAUUAAAUUUUUCAUCUGGAUCAUUGCCAAAUUUAUUAUUACAAACAUUUGACCACUAUUGUGAAUAUGUUAAAACAACCAGUGAAUUAGUUUUAAGGCCAAUACAACCAGGAAAAUGGUUAAUAAUAUUUGCUGAUGAAAUCAAUUUACCUACCCCAGACAAAUAUGAUACCCAAAGGAUUAUUAUGUUCAUGAGGCAAAUAUACGAGUCCCAAGGUUUCUGGAAAUACGAUUCUAACAAUAAUCAAUGGAAUUGGGUAAAAAUUGAACGAAUAACAUUUGCAGGCGCUUGUAAUCCCCCAACAGAUGCGGGAAGAAACCCAUUAAGUAAUCGAUUUUUAAGACAUACAUCAAUAUUAUAUGUUGAUUUUCCUGGUUAUGAAUCAUUAAAGCAGAUAUAUGGUACGUUUAAUAGGGCUAUACUUCGCAAGUUUCCUGAAAGUUUACAUAUGGCAGAUAACUUAACUUUAGCAAUGGUAGAUUUUUAUGCAAAAUUUUCAGAAACAUUUACUGUUGAUAUGGAACCUCAUUAUAUUUACAGCCCUAGAGAAUUGACAAGAUGGAAAUUAAGUAUUUAUAAUACAUUGGAAAAUUUUGAAAAAAUAGAAAAUAGAGAAUUAGUUAGAUUAUGCAUAUAUGAAGGUUUGCGAAUAUUUCAAGAUAGAUUAAUAUAUAAGAAAGAAAAGAAAGAAACUGAUAAAAUAAUAAAUGAGAUAUUUAAGUAUAGUUUUCCUGAUGUGAAAGAUGAAGAUUUGGAAAGACCCAUAAUAUUUAGCUCAUACAUAGAAAAUAAGUAUAUAGAAAUAAAUAAAAAUAUAUUAAAAGAGUUAAUAUUAGCUAAAUUAAAAAUAUUUGGAGAAGAAGAAGUAAAUGUCCAAUUGGUUUUAUUUGAUGAAGUAUUGGAUCAUAUCACUAGAAUUGAUCGAGUGUUAAAAUUGCCAUUUGGGCAUCUAUUAUUAGUUGGUGCAUCUGGAGUGGGAAAAACAAUUUUGUCAAGAUUUGUUUCAUGGAUGAAUGGAUUAUCUGUUUUUCAAAUAAGGACAGGUAGAAAUUAUUCAACCGAAUUAUUUGAAGUAGAUUUACGAAAUGUUAUGAAAAGAGCAGGAAUAAAGGAAGAAAAAAUAACAUUCAUAUUUGAUGAAUCAAAUGUAUUAGGGCCUGCCUUUUUAGAAAGAAUGAAUGCGUUGCUAGCUAGUGGAGAAGUUCCAGGAUUGUUUGAAGGAGACAAUUAUAAAGCAUUAAUAAACGAAUGUAAGGGUCAAUAUGGAACGAAUGCUGGUUUAGAUGAAUCAGAUAUAUUUAAAAAGUUUACUAAGCAAGUUCAGAAAAAUUUACAUAUAGUUUUUACUAUGAAUCCAGCAAACCCCGAUUUUGCAAAUCGACAGUCAACAUCGCCAGCACUAUUUAACAGAUGUGUUAUAGAUUGGUUUGGAGAUUGGUCUUAUAAGGCAUUAUUGCAAGUUGCAAGUGAAUUUAUUUUUAAUUUGAAUCUUCCGGAUAACAACUUUUACAUGGAUGAUAUAAAUAACAAAUCCAUUGAAGAGAAAAGCAAAUUGGAUUUCAAAGACAAGAAAUAUUACUUCUUGUCGAAAGCGAUUGUAGAAAUUCAUAAUUCGGUGGUGCAUAUUAAUCAGGUUUUAAUGAAGAAGGGGAGUAAAUAUAACUAUAUGACGCCUAGAGAUUUUCUUGAUUUUAUAAAACACUUUUUAAAAAUAAUAGAUGAGAAAAGAGAAGAAAUAUCUGCACAAAAGAAACACUUAAACGCAGGUUUAAAAAAAUUAAAAGACACAGAAGUACAGGUAGCUGAAUUAAGAAAUUCAUUAGCAAAUAAAAAAAAAACACUUGCUGAAAAGGACAUUGAGGCCGAAGAAAAAAUGAAACUGAUGAUUGAGCAGCAAGCGGAAACAGAAGAUAAGAAAAAAAAAGCAGAAAUAUUAGCCAAGAAAUUAGAUGAACAAUUUAUUAUAAUAGAACAAAGAAAAGAAAUUGUAAGAAAAGAAUUAAGUGAAGUCGAGCCUAAAUUUAGAGAAGCUGAAGACGCAGUAAAAAAUAUACCGAAGAAAAUUUUUGAUGAAUUAAGGGCUAUGGCAAAUCCGCCAAUAUUAGUUCGAAAUGCUAUAGAAGCUGUUGCUAUAUUGAUUAUGAAUGAAGGUGACAAAAAUGUUACAUGGGAAGAUGCUAGGAAAAUAAUGAAAGGACAAGAUUUUAUAAAUAAAGUUUUAUACCUAGAUAAAAAAACAGUAAAAGCUCAAACAAGUGCGCAAAUAAAAAAAAAAAUCAAUAGUCCAGAUUGGGAUGUUGAUAGAAUAAAUAAAGCAUCUCGAGCUGCGGGACCAUUGGCAAAAUGGGUAGAAUCUGUGAUCACGUUUCUUACAAUAUUAGAAACAAUACAACCAUUAGAAAAUGAGAUAGAAAAAUUGCAAGAAGAAACAAGAAUAGCAGAAAAUCAAUAUAAUGAGCAAAAAGAAAUAAUUUCUGCAUUAGAAAAAAUACUAGUGCAGUAUAAAAAUGACUAUGCACAAUUAAUUAGUCAGGUCCAAAGUAUUAAGCAAGAAAUGGAAGUCGUUGAAAAAAAAAUUGUAAGAUCUAUAAAUUUAAUAGAAAAUUUAAAAUCAGAAAAGGAAAGAUGGUCAGAAACGUUUAUAAGUUUGGAAGAAGCUUCCGAAACAUUCAUUGGAAAUUGCCUUAUAUCUGCUGCGUUUUGUGCAUAUAUUGGUUUUUUUGAGCAUUAUGAAAGACAAAAAUUAAAAAAGCGUUGGGGCGAAAUUAUUAAAAUCCAUCAUAUAAAAUAUCGAUAUGAUUUGUCUUUUAUUGAAUUUUUAUCUAAACCUUCAGAAAGACUACAAUGGAUAGCAAAUAAAUUACCAAGUGAUGACUUGUCCAUUGAAAAUGCAAUAAUAAUAAGCAACUACAUUAGAUAUCCAUUAAUUAUUGAUCCAUCUGAUCAAGCAUCUACAUUUUUACUUAACCAAUAUGCUGAUAAAAAAAUAGUAAAAACAUCAUUUUCAGAUAAAAAUUUUUUAAAAAAUUUAGAAAGUGCAAUACGAUUCGGGUCUACCAUAUUACUUUAUGACGUCGAAAAAAUAGAUGCAAUAUUAAAUUCUGUUUUGAAUCAAGAAACACAUAAACAAGGAGGAAGGUUAUUAAUAGUUAUAGGUGAUUCAGAAAUAGAUUUCUCCCCCAAUUUUAAUUUAUUCUUAACUUCCAGAGAUGCUAAUUUGCAAUUUACGCCGGAUAUUUGUAGUCGUGUAACCUUUUGUAAUUUUACCUUGACUCCUUCUUCUCUUCAAAAUCAGUGCUUAAAUAUGAUAUUAAAAAAUGAAAGACCAGAUAUAGAUAAAAAAAGACGUGAUAUAUUAAAAUUGCAAGGUGAAUAUAAAGUUAAAAUCAGAGAAUUAGAAGAAUCCUUAUUAUUAGAACUAUCUAGCCUCGAAGGAAAUAUUUUAGAUGAUGAUAAUGUUAUAACUACAAUGGAAAAGUUAAAAAUACAAGCUUCUGAGGCAUCUAAAGAAGUAAAUAUAGCAGAAGGAGUUAUGAUUGAAAUAGAAAAUGUUAGUAAUAUGUAUCUAUUUUUGGCAGAAGGGUGUUCAAAAAUAUAUUUUAUUUUACAAUAUUUAUGUAAUAUUAACUUUUUAUAUCAAUAUGAUUUGAACUUUUUUUUUAAUAUAAUGAAAGAUAUGUUACUUGAUGACGAAUAUUUAUCCAAAAUUAAAAAAACUGAUUAUGGAGAAAGAAUAAAAUGUUUAGAGUAUUUAUUAUUUAAUUUGACUUACAAUCGUGUUGCUAGAGGAUUGUUGCAAGAAGAUCGAUACGUGUUUGCACUGCAUCUAUGCUAUGUGAAAAGCAUAAUAAAUCCUAAAUCAUGUUGCAUUGAUAAAAUAUAUUUACACCUUCUUCUGAAGGACAGUUAUGUGUAUGAAGAAUCAACUACGAUGAUGAACAUUUCACAGACAGAAGAAGCGGCAAAUUAUCAAAAGGCUUCGAACGAAAUUGGGCGCGAGCUUUUACCAGAAUAUAAUGAUGAACAAAUAAGAAACUUAAACAAUUUAAUAAAACAUAAGUUGUUUUAUUACCUUAAAGAUUUGAUAGAAAAUAACAGAGAUGGGUGGGCAAGUUUAUUGCAUAGUGAUGAGCCUGAAUGUGUAGUAUCAUCGCUUAUAAUGCGAAAUAAAAAUAUAAAAAGACAAAAUAGCAGUGUAACACAUCUUAAUUCAUUUGAAGAAUCCGAGGGCGUCGUAGAAGGGGGAGAAGUAAAUCAGGAAAAUCCCAUUUCACAAUGUUUAAAAGAGGCAAUAAUUAUUAAGGCUGUGAGAGCGGACAAGCUAGAUAGGUGCUUUAACAAGCUGAUAAAUAUAAUUUUAGGAAAGGAAUUUUUGUGGCUACCUGAAUUGUCUACAAAUGAGUUUGAAAAAUAUGUAAAAGAGAAUGCUUUGGGGAAUACACCUAUAGUUUUGAUAAGCUCCCCUGGAUUUGAUCCAAGUAAUAAAGUGCACCAAUUAAGUGAGCAUUGUAAAGUUUCAUUAUCUUCUAUUGCAAUGGGAUCUGAAGAGGGGUAUAUAUCAGCUGAAAAAGUAAUAGCCUCAGCUCAAAAAUAUGGUGGAUGGGUUCUAUUAAAAAAUAUUCAUUUAUCACAUAAAUGGCUAUAUCAAUUAGAAAAAAAUAUGCAUAAAUCUAAUAGUAAUACUGAUUUUCGUCUAUUUUUAACUAUGGAAAUAAAUCCCAAAAUUCCUCCUAAUUUAUUACGUAUGUCAUUAACGUUUAUGUUUGAACCUCCUGUAGGUAUUAAAUCUUCAAUUUUAAGAACAUUUUCAUUAUUUUUAGAAAAUAAAUGUAUAAAUGAUCCAAAAAUAGCACGUUUGAGAUUAUAUUUUAUUGUUUCUGUGUUACAUGCAAUAAUAUUAGAAAGAAGGAGAUAUACACCUAUUGGAUGGACCAAAAAAUACGAAUUUAGUGACGCUGAUUUAACAUGUGCCUUAGCUGUAAUAGAUAGUUGGGUUGAUAAGUCAGUUGUAAAAAUAGGAAAUAAUAUAAGUGAGCAUAUUGAUCCUUGCAAUAUUCCAUGGGAUGCUAUAAAAAAAAUAUUAAAUGAAACAGUAUAUGGUGGCAGAUUAGAUAAUAUUGUGGAUUCUAAAAUUUUGGAUACUUUUAUUGAGCAUCUAAUGCAUUCGAAUUCUUUUGAAACUGAUUUUAAUUUAAACAUAUCUCAUAGUUUAUCUAGUAAAGAUUUUUUAAAAUCCCCUGAUUUGUUUAGAAAUAUACAAGAUUAUAUUAAAUGGGCAAAUAAUAUGAUUAACACAGAUAUUCCUGCAUGGUUAGGAUUUGGGCAACAUGCUGAGGGUUUAUUAACUACUAGAACAAAUUUUAGCAUCAUAAAUAAGUGGAAUAUUUUAUAUAGUAAAAGUUGUUCUGAUAUGCAAGAGUUGUUGCCAUAUAGCCAGGAUGAAAUUAAAUUGGAAGAUCAAAUUGACGAAAUGGAUGAAAAGGAAAAUGCAGACACCCCAGAAUAUGAUAUUAAAAUUCGCAAUAUUCGUACAAAGGAACAAAAUGAAAGCACUAUUUUUAUUGAUAAAAUUUUAGAAAGUUUACCUGAGUAUAUUCCUGAUUUAGAAAAAAGUGAUGAAAAUGUAGGGAAUGCUGUCUUCCGAUGCUUUGAAAGGGAAAAUAAAUUAUUUAAUGACUUAUUAAAAGAUAUAAAAACAAAUUUAAUACAAUUAAAGAGUGUUUUAGAAGAAAAAAUAAAAUAUACAAAUAAAUUAAGAGCAUUAGCUAAGGAUAUAAAUUCAUUGAAUGUUCCAUCCGGCUGGUUACUUCAAACAAAUACAAGUAUAAACAUGAACUUGACCAUUUGGCUAAGAGAUAUUAUAAAACGUUUAUAUCAAAUUAUUGUUAUAACAGUUGAACUUAAUAAAAGUUCCGAAGAAGAAAAAGGUUCUGCAAAAAGCAAUAAUGAAAAAUAUGGUGAAAAUAACUAUUCGCAUGGAAUGGAAAAACAAACCACACUAAAUCGAGGAAGCGUUAAAAAAAAAAAACAAGAAGACGAUGCAAAUAUAGAUAAAUUUGUAAAAAGAAAUAACAAUGUUAUAUUAUCUCAUUUUAGUGCUAAUAAAAAACUAUCCAUUAAUUUUAUAUGGCUAGGUGGCAUAUUUUAUCCUCGUGCUUUUAUCACUGCAACUAGACAAAUGUGUGCACACAAAUAUAAAAAAUCGCUAAAUGAUCUAGAACUAUCUAUAACAGUUGACGAAAAGAGUGAAGAAAAGUUAAUGGAACCUUUCCAUUUUACUAUUAUUUGUUUGUCCAUCGAAGGGGCCCAAUGGAGCGACAACGACAGGUGCCUAAUAUUAUGUGAUGAACUGUCCAUUGACCUACCUCCAGUAACAUUAACUUGGGAGACGAAGGAUAACGUGAACAAAAGAAUUAACGAAAGCCCAAACUAUUAUUAUAUGGAUUUGCCAAUUUAUUUAGAUAAGUCGAGAGACUCCCUUAUUGGAUUUUGGAAGUUUCCAGUUUCAAAAGAAGUUUCUGAGCAACAUUGGUAUCAAAGGGGUGUAGGAAUAUUUUUAUCAAAAUCUUAUUAA
Messenger RNA from Plasmodium vinckei vinckei, 15192 nucleotides. RefSeq names its product dynein heavy chain, putative. Gene Ontology annotation, biological process: cytoplasmic microtubule organization; minus-end-directed vesicle transport along microtubule; establishment of spindle localization. The record is from RefSeq and is a predicted model, not a curated record. Gene Ontology annotation, molecular function: minus-end-directed microtubule motor activity; ATP binding; dynein light intermediate chain binding. Gene Ontology annotation, cellular component: cell cortex; cytoplasmic microtubule; cytoplasmic dynein complex. Bases 1 to 15192 code for a protein of 5063 amino acids. The transcript is spliced from 2 exons. NCBI's taxonomy places the organism in Eukaryota, Apicomplexa, Aconoidasida, Haemosporida, Plasmodiidae.